Lathyrus oleraceus (garden pea) is the source of this 1273-nucleotide messenger RNA. RefSeq lists its product as uncharacterized. Gene Ontology annotation, molecular function: protein binding. The record is from RefSeq and is a predicted model, not a curated record. NCBI's taxonomy places the organism in Eukaryota, Viridiplantae, Streptophyta, Magnoliopsida, Fabales, Fabaceae. Bases 214 to 1131 code for a protein of 305 amino acids. The transcript has 2 exons.
ACAUGUAAUACAUUGAAACUAUAUCAAACUACAUUCUAGAGAAAAGGGAGAUAACAAACCCUUCUACUUCCAACCCCCAACUUCCCCAAAACAAUACAAUCUUGAUAUAUCCAUUUUGGUUAUAUACAUUUCUUCUCUUUUCUUUCUUUUUUGGAAAACAAAACCCUAUCCCUAAUUCUGCAUUUCUUAAAUAGAGAAUCCUAUUACAGAGAAAUGUCGGAGAUUCAGCCGGCGGAGGGACAGUUAAACGGUGGAAGAACCCUAAUUCCGAACUCCGGUGAACAAAUCGCAACGAAACGCCUGAGAAGGCCGAGUGUCCGAUUAGGCGACAUCGGCGUCGACCCACCUUACGAUUCUCACGGAAGACGCAACCCCAAGAGUUGGAAAAUCGCCUUCGAUCAUCCCGGCAAGGAAAAAGAUUCCAACUCCUCAGGUAAACCUUCAAAGACUCGACCUUUAACUAAUUUGAGCGCGGUUGCCGAUUUCAAUGAAACCCUAGACGGUGAAGAAAGAGAAGGGGCAAUUGGGAGCUGGAAGGUUAAGGAGUCCAAGAAAAGAGGUCCCAUUGCCACCAAGAGAGCUAGAUCGAGUUGGGUUUCAAGAAUUGAUGAUACCGGUGGUGGUGGCGGCGGCGGUAGUGGUAGUGGAACUGGUGUUGUUGAAUUAGAGGAAAAAUAUAGUGGUGCUGAAGAUGUGGAUGAUGGGUAUAAAGAAUUUGAUAUGGAGAAUUCGGAAAGCCCUAUGAAAGAACAAAGCCCUAUUCAUUCAAUGGAGAAUUUAGGGAUUGAUGGGCAUAGAAGGUCUUUUAGGAGUAGGGAUCAUAACGAUGGAAUUGAUUUAUCUGGGCCAUCUGAAAAUGAUGUUAGGAAUGAGAAUGGUGGGAGGAUUAGGUCUGGCGAAGACGGGAUUAGGAUUUGGCUUAACGGGUUGGGUUUAGGUCGUUAUGCACCGGUGUUCGAAGUGCACGAGGUUGAUGAUGAAAUUUUGCCAAUGUUGACACUGGAGGAUCUUAAAGAUAUGGGGAUUAACGCUGUUGGAUCCAGAAGAAAACUGUACUGCGCUAUUCAGAAGCUCGUACUGGCAGGGAAGGAGAGGACUCUCAGCCAUAGCAAAAUUCAGAAGCUUGUCUGAACUGAGUUCUAAUAUGUUCCAUUCCCGCUUGACUUUUUCUAGACAUGGAAUCGUUAGGUUCUUGUUUGAGAAACAUCGUUUUUGAAAUCCAGUGCAAGUACAUAUAACUGCAAGUUUUGUUAGAACAGUUCUUUGUUUUUCA